Molecule: messenger RNA, 2338 nt
Organism: Oldenlandia corymbosa var. corymbosa
Lineage: Eukaryota; Viridiplantae; Streptophyta; Magnoliopsida; Gentianales; Rubiaceae
Source: the annotation of a GenBank genome assembly
AAAACGUUCUGAAAGAUGAUACCCAUUUCGCAAAAAAAGUCCAUACAAAAUCGGCUAGUCCGGUCCUCCUGUGUAACUCUUACCCCUAUUUUAUCCCACCUCCGGUCACCCCGAUUUUCUUCUAUACAGCUCAAAAUUUCAGAGAACGAACUUACGGAUCAUACGAAAGAGUACCACGGCGGGCGGGAGGCGAAGUCAAAGACGACGUAUAAGGUUACUGUGGCUGACGUCAGAUUCUGAUCACUCCCAACUGGUGGUCACUUUUUGAAUGCACUCUCUCCAACUGUGUAUUUGUUGUCUGAAUUACUUCCGGCGGUCUGGGUCGUCUCGGAUUCAUCAUCAUUUUGAUUCUUGAUGAGGUUGUUUCUACACGACUGAACUUCCCAACCCAAUAUAACGGAUUGAUUUUCAGCUGUACGACAGAUAUCCCCGUCCCGAUCAAAGUACAUCCGUUCGCUAAAUCAGGCUCUUGGUGGUAACCAAAUACUCUAAAAUGAACAAAGUUUCCCGUCCAAUACGAUGCUGUCAUGGUUCGGGAUUUCUCUACCUAGACAAACAUAACAAAUAUCGGAAGUGUUGGCCAUUUGGCCCACUGGGUUGGAAAAAACAUGGUAAGGAGGAUCUAGAGUUCAAACAACAUACCGCAAACUUAGUUUUGAAGAAAGUCAUGGAAAAGUCAGAUUUCACACUGGAAAACCUUAUUGAUCAGCUAAGAGAUACUGUACCUGAAGUAAGAGCUUCUUAUCCAGAUAGCGCACUAGAGCAAUUAGACGACGAGGAAGUUAUAACCUUGUUGGCUGCAGACACAUGCCUCUUUAUCAUGGUAAUCUUCUCUAUUCUUGAGGCUGAACUGGGUUUUCCAGAGGAGCAUCCCAUUUUUGGUCAGGGAUGUGUGCAAAACCAAAUGGAGCAAUGGCUUAGUUCCAUAUUCUUUGUUGGUAACCAGAUCCCUUUUUGCUUUGUGGAGAAAUUAAUGACAUCGCUUAAGUACUUGGCAGCUUUGAGAGGGGAAAUUAUUGGUCAAGGUAAACAGCCUUUGGAAAUGUUAGAGAGAACAUUGCUUGAGUUCGUGACGAAUGACCACUUACCUGCAUUGAAACCAGUGGAUGUAUUGCAGUUUCUCCGAUCAAUUAUUCUUGGACCAAAGUCAGCACAACUCCACAUCUGGGUGGUCAAGAGUAAUGACAUAGUAGACGAAUCUGAGCCACAGUUAUCUGCUAGUGGCUUGUCUAAACAAGGCUAUGUAUUUAAGCCACUACCAAAGAAAUGCGGAAGUAGGGAGAUCAAAUGUGAGAAUCAAUGGGGAAAGGUGGUUGUUUACUUGCCUUUCCUUGAGGUUGUUUGUACCACUUGGCUAGAGUUGAUGAUGAAAAGUGUUCAAGAGUUUGAGCUUGUUCAUCAAAACGAUGCCGAUGUUUUUCAACUUGAAUCUACGUGGUAUUUUAACUUGUUAAGUAAUCUUGUUCGCUCGCAAGAUGAUGUUCAAAUCCUUGAAUCAAGUGGUAUAGUUAGAGGAGUGGGCCUUGAGUGUUUGCCAAAAAUUCUUCGAGGCUUCUAUAGAAUGCCUCGAUAUGAUCCUCGAUGUUGUGGUAGAGAAGAAAUCCAACGAUACAAACCCCGACUAAACAUGUUGCAGAAACUCACAUGGUGUAAAAUCUUCUCCUUAGCCAUUAUAAUUUCAUUAGCCAGUCUCAGUGUCUCAUCGUUGCAGGUUGGAUUUAACCUUCAAGGUUUCCAAAAGCAUCACUAAUCAACAGGCGGACAGCAGAGAGGUAAGCAUCGCCAACUUGUGUUAUGGGUUCAUGAUCUUAAAAUUUGCUUACUGGUUGACUAAAUGAAGUUUUCCUUCCAUAUGUAUAAUAAACUUGUUUGCUAUUGUUUUUCUAUUUGGCAGGGAGAGGGGAUCAUGGGAGGCAUGGCUAGUGCCGUCUCAUUUUCUUGCAUUGAUUUUGCACACAAGAAACAGGUUUAGAGUGAUAAUAUUCUUCAGCCUUUGCUCUUGGGGAGGAACAUCAACUUAGCCUCUUAGGUACCGUUACUUGAGUAAAUAAUAUACAGUAGUGGUGAUUCUAAAGUGAGUUAAUUGUAUGUAGGUCAACAUUUUUCAAUGGAGCGUCGAUGAAGUAAAUUGUAGUGAAAUGAAAAAUUUUGAAUGCUGUGAGAUUUAUAGCCUAGCAGAAUUACCCCCCACUCAUUACAGAUUGCGAGCCAUAGAUAGUUGUGCUUUGUAUAUUAGUGUAAAGGAUGGCGAACUCAUAAUUAUAGGUAUAAUGAAUAUAAUCACUUCUCAUAGCUUUUCAUGUGGUAUUACAUCUAAAUUUUUAGGCAAUGGCAUAAC